Messenger RNA from Xenia sp. Carnegie-2017, 1112 nucleotides. RefSeq names its product toll-interacting protein B-like. The record is from RefSeq and is a predicted model, not a curated record. Bases 71 to 877 code for a protein of 268 amino acids. The transcript is spliced from 6 exons. Gene Ontology annotation, biological process: ubiquitin-dependent protein catabolic process. NCBI's taxonomy places the organism in Eukaryota, Metazoa, Cnidaria, Anthozoa, Malacalcyonacea, Xeniidae. Gene Ontology annotation, molecular function: ubiquitin conjugating enzyme binding; ubiquitin binding. Gene Ontology annotation, cellular component: cytoplasm.
UGCUUGUAUCAAUGACAUCAUGAUCAGUGGACAUGACGUACAUACUACCCAAAAAUCAAAAUAGCAAAAUAUGGCGACAUCAAGCUCUUCGUCAGAUGGUUAUAGAUCAAGAGUAUUGACUGGUGACCUACCAGAAGGUUUUUUGCAAAUUGACAGUUCACAAACAACCACACCUUACUCCCAUGGAACAACACAAUCUGCUGUCUAUCAGAGUCCUUAUCCUAUGCAAGUUGUAACACGACUUAAGAUUACUGUUGCACAGGCCAAGCUUGCAAAGAAUUAUGGUCUUACAAGAAUGGAUCCGUAUUGUAGGGUUCGUGUUGGCCAUCAAGUUUUUGAGACUCAUACUGCAUCAAAUGGCUCAAUCAAUCCUCGAUGGAAUAAAACAAUUGCUUGUCCUUUCCAACGCAGUUCAGUCAAUACGAUCUAUGUGGAAAUUUUUGAUGAGCAUGCCUUUUCCCCAGACACUCAGAUAGCAUGGGGCUUAAUAAAGAUUAGUGAUGAUUUGCCUGUUGGUGAAAGUUGUGAUGAAUGGUAUCCUCUAAAUGGUAAACAAGGUGACGAGAAAGAAGGAAUGAUCAACAUUAUUCUUUCCAUUACUGAAUCUAAUGAGCCUGUACCUGCAGCUCCUAUGAUGAUAUUUCCCCAAGCAUACACCUAUGCUCCUGUUUACUAUCCACCCGUGCCCUAUGCAGUGCCCCAACAACGUUUGCCACCAACAGGUGCACCUUGUGUGCAGGUCAAACCAGAGGAUGUAAAAAACAUAAAAGAUAUGUUUCCUGAUGUGGAUGAAGAAGUCGUAAGGUCUGUAUUAAUGGCAAGUGGAGGCAAUGUUGAUGCUGCCUUGAAUCACUUGUUGAGCAUGAAUGAAAAAUAAAGUUUGAAAAUAAUUUAUGUUUGCACUUUGAAUUAAUAUUCUCGAGUCUUAGCUGAACAAACAUAUUUAAAAUAGACCUUUUCAUUAUGUAGUGCUCUAAAAUUUAGCUUGCUCUGCUUGUUUGAAGUAGCAAAGUGUGAUUUGUUGCACUUUAAUUCUAAUUUAAAUUUUGUUAUACCAAUAUUUUGGUACGUUAUUGAUAGUUUAAAAGUAAUAAAUAGUUUAUUGAAUGGAA